Messenger RNA from Ectocarpus sp. CCAP 1310/34, 558 nucleotides. The record is from the annotation of a GenBank genome assembly. NCBI's taxonomy places the organism in Eukaryota, Phaeophyceae, Ectocarpales, Ectocarpaceae.
AUGGCGGGGCAGGGGAGGGCAGGGGGGACGAUUGACCUUGGUCGCAUUUCUUCGUUUUAUUAGCUUCGGCGGUGCUAUGCGUGCGUGAGUGCCUCUCUUGAAAAACGUGCUUGAAUGUUGGUGUGUGACUCUCCGGGACGGAGAUGUUGAUUGUGCUGGUCAACAAUUGCUGUUGGUUCGGUUCAUUUCUAACCUUUUCUUCGGUCCAGCUCACACGUUGUGUUGUGGUUACCAAGUGUUGUGGAUGAUUUAGACGAAAGGUCGUACAGAUCGAAAGUUUACCUCUUGCCCGAGAAUGAGCCUUUUGCGUCUCCCGACGAUGGUUUGUAUCGUCAGGGUAGCGGGAGCGGGCGUCGACUACAGUCUGAUGCCACGUGGUACUGAAUACAAUCGUGCUAUGGUGUUCGUCAGCGACGUCGUGCUUCAAUCGAUUGGGUAGGAGACGGGCGGUGACGUUACGUCGAAUCACCGGGAGAGCUGCGUCGCCUUGGAACUUGUGGGAACUUGUCGUGACGGAGAGCAAGCUAGACAUGAUCGCGUGGAGGUUUUUCUUUUUGA